This is a messenger RNA of Erigeron canadensis, 1807 nucleotides long. Its product is annotated as lipase-like. The transcript is spliced from 8 exons. The record is from RefSeq and is a predicted model, not a curated record. Lineage: Eukaryota; Viridiplantae; Streptophyta; Magnoliopsida; Asterales; Asteraceae. Bases 263 to 1633 code for a protein of 456 amino acids.
UAUCAAUGUAUGUAUAUUUUGUGAGAAAUUUGUGGAAACCUCUCAACCUCUUUUAACCAACCAACAAACAUACCAACCAAACUCUAAUACAAAUCCUAUAUAUAUAUAAAAGCAAAUUUUUUUAGAGUAAUCUUUUAUCUGGGGUUUCAUUUUCUUGAAUUACAUUGAAACCCCAUAAAAUUUUCUUGAAGAAAUAAGGGCCUUCUUCUAACAAAUUAGAAGAAGGAAGAAGGCUCUGUUUCUUGAAGGAAAAAUAAUUAAGAUGUUUAGAUUUUCUGUAUUAGCCCUUCAAUUAAUUGAGUUAUUUGUGAGCUCUGUUGUUCAUUUAUUAUAUGGGUUUUAUAUAUUUAGCUCCGCAGUUGCUGGGGAUGUUUCAUUGGCUUUAAAUGCUUUCUUUUCUAAGUCAAAUAUUGAAGAAUCAAUUAGGGAUGAUAAGUUAAUUGGGUCGGAUAAUGAUUUGCCUCCCAUUGUUUUGGUUCAUGGAAUUUUUGGCUUUGGAAAAGGGAGGUUAGGUGGGUUAUCUUAUUUUGCCGGUGCAGAGAAGAAAGAUGAAAAUGUUUUGGUGCCUGAUUUGGGUUCAUUAACCAGUAUUUAUGACAGGGCAAGAGAAUUGUUUUAUUAUUUAAAAGGUGGACAAGUUGAUUAUGGUGAAGAACAUAGUCAGGCUUGUGGGCAUUCCCAAUUUGGAAGGAGAUAUGAAAAAGGGCAUUUUCCUCAAUGGGAUGAAGACCAUCCGAUUCACUUUGUUGGGCAUUCGGCUGGGGCACAAGUGAUUCGAGUUUUGCAGCAAAUGUUGGCUGAUAAGGCAUUCAAAGGAUAUGAAAAUUCUUGUGAAAAUUGGGUACUAAGUGUAACAACGUUAUCUGGUGCGUUCAAUGGGACUACUAGAGCUUACUUGGAUGGAAUGCAGCCUGAUGACGGGAAAUCCAUGAAAUCCAUAUGUCUUCUCCAGUUACUGCGUGUAGGAGUUAUUGUUUAUGAUUGGAUCGACAUUCCUAUCCUGAAGUACUAUUACAACUUUGGAUUUGAUCAUUAUAAUAUGUCAUGGAGAAAAGCUGGCAUUUGGGGACUUGUUGAUUGUCUUCUUGGAAAUUCUGGCCCAUUUGCUGCUGGUGAUUGGAUCCUUCCAGAUUUAACGAUCCAAGGCUCAUUACGUCUCAACAGCCAUCUAAAAACCUUCCCCAGUACAUACUAUUUUAGCUAUGCAACCAAACGUACUAGAAAAUUCAUGGGCCGUAUUGUUCCUUCAAACAUACUUGGAAUCCACCCAUUGCUUUUCGUUAGAGUCUUGCAGAUGUGUCAAUGGAGGCACCCACCUGAUGUUCCUCCCCCUUUCAAGGGCUACAGGGAUGAAGAAUGGUGGGAUAAUGACGGCGCAUUAAAUACUGUGUCGAUGACACACCCUCGUUUCCCAGUUGAACACCCUAAUCGGUUUGUGGUUGAAGAUUCUGAAUGCCACCCAUUGCAACCAGGCAUUUGGUAUUACAAGAUAGUGGAGGGGGAUCACAUUCUUUUCAUAGUGAAUCGAGAAAGAGCAGGGAUACAAUUUGAUUUAAUAUAUGACAGUAUUUUUGAGCGGUGUAGGAAGCACGCGUUUAGAAAGAUCCCAACAUUACCAGACCAUGUUCAAUGACAAGAUUAGCUAUACAAUUUAACAUUUGUAUCUCACAAGUGCGGAGCCUUGUAGUUUCAUUUUCAUCACAUAUCCAUGUUGUGCCGAUAGAAUGAUGCAGAUACACACUGCUGUUGUACAGAUGUUUAUUCGAUCCAUACCUAAGUUCUAUGAAUCAUCCUCUUCUAUUAAAAA